AUGGGAGCUGGUCCUCGUUACCCUUAUCCGAAGGAGGUGUGGUCGCCAAGUGGUGGUUGGUGGUCACGGCCGAAAAACUGGGCGACCAACACCUUGGUGGUGGCUAGUGGCCUGGCCGUCAUUUCGUACGGUAUUUUCAAAUUCGGAGCUGAGCGUGAAUGGCGUCACCAGCCUCCGAUUCACCCGAUUCCGUCGCAGCUGUGGGCUCGCCAGUUCCGUGAAGGCGAACUGAAGGUCAAGUCCGAAGAGUAA
Messenger RNA from Malassezia restricta, 252 nucleotides. RefSeq lists its product as uncharacterized. The transcript is spliced from 6 exons. The record is from RefSeq and is a predicted model, not a curated record. Lineage: Eukaryota; Fungi; Basidiomycota; Malasseziomycetes; Malasseziales; Malasseziaceae. Bases 1 to 252 code for a protein of 83 amino acids.